Molecule: messenger RNA, 915 nt
Organism: Myxocyprinus asiaticus (Chinese sucker)
Lineage: Eukaryota; Metazoa; Chordata; Actinopteri; Cypriniformes; Catostomidae
Product: apolipoprotein A-I-like
Exons: 4
Coding region: 1-915 (304 amino acids)
Biological process (GO): very-low-density lipoprotein particle remodeling; cholesterol biosynthetic process; reverse cholesterol transport
Cellular component (GO): high-density lipoprotein particle; extracellular region; chylomicron
Molecular function (GO): phospholipid binding; phosphatidylcholine-sterol O-acyltransferase activator activity; cholesterol binding
Source: RefSeq, a predicted model, not a curated record
AUGAUGUGGAGUAGUCCUGACAGCAAGGCACUACCCACUAAACUUUGGGUUUCCACUACCACAAUCCCCUCCCUAUGCUACAUAAAUACAGAUGUGUACCAGGUGCCUCCACACUUGUUACUUUUUACUUUACUAAAACUGAAAACCAUGAAGGUUCUUGUGGUACUUGCACUAGCUGUUUUUACAGGUUGUCAAGCCAACCUCUUCUAUGCUGAUGAGCCCAAGCUACAGAUGGAGCAGUUGACUGAUGCAUUCUGGAGCUAUGUUGCCAAGGCAACAAACACCGCAGAGGAAACCGUCCAGAUGAUCAGGACCUCCCAACUGGGUCAGGAAGUCAAUGCGAAACUAACACAGAGUGCUGACAUGGCCAGCGAAUAUGCUAUCACACUCAAAAACCAGAUGAAUCCUCUGGCUGAAGAGCUGAUGACCAAAAUCACAAAGGAGGCUGAAGUGUUGAGGGAGCGUUUGGGUCAGGACCUUGCCACAGUGAGAGACCAACUGGAGCCCUAUGCUGACAAUCUCAAGAGCCAAAUUCAGCAGAGAGUGGAGGACCUCAGAGCAGCCAUGGCUCCAUAUGCAGAGUCCCUCGAUUCUGAGACCCUGAAGGCCUCUCUGCUCCAGAGAAGUGAGGAGCUGAGAGGGAGCCUGGAGCAGAGCGUGAAGAAGCUGCAGGCUCAACUGGAGCCCUACACUGCUGAAAUCAAAGAGAAGGUGGACCAGCGCCUGCAGGAGUUCCAGAAGACCGUAGCCCCCCUGACUGAGGAUCUCCAGGCCAAGAUUGCUGAGAGAGCCCAGUUUGUCCAGCAGAGUCUCACACCCUAUGCUGAAGACUUGAAGGAAAAUCUGGACCCCUAUGCCCAGAACAUAAAGGACCAGCUCACCUCCCUCUAUGAGUCUUUCAUCAAGACCAACUAA